Molecule: messenger RNA, 1014 nt
Organism: Phycomyces blakesleeanus NRRL 1555(-)
Lineage: Eukaryota; Fungi; Mucoromycota; Mucoromycetes; Mucorales; Phycomycetaceae
Exons: 6
Coding region: 1-1014 (337 amino acids)
Biological process (GO): proteasome-mediated ubiquitin-dependent protein catabolic process
Cellular component (GO): nucleus; cytoplasm; GID complex
Molecular function (GO): ubiquitin protein ligase activity
Source: RefSeq, a predicted model, not a curated record
AUGCAGCUCCUCAAAGCCAAAGCAAAGAAGUUACAAUUUGGACGUCAACAAAAGGAGUUCCAGUCAGCAUUGUCCAAGUUUGGAAAGGAUAUUGAACGUAAAUUCAAACAAGACCUGUCUGUCAUUUAUCAUCCAGAGGCAUUUUCGGGCAAAGAGCAUUUGGUGGGCCGCGCAUUGGCAAUGCAUUUUAUUCGUCAAGGUCAAUUUGACCUGUGCGACGCCUACAUGAAAGAAGCUGGCAUUCAGCAGGACAACACACUUUAUGCUAUGACAGAGCAUCUUAAAAAAGAGUUUCAUCGAAUGUAUGCCAUUCUAAAAGAAUUGGAAGCUCACCAUCUUGAUAGUGCUAUUGAAUGGGCUUCUGCAAACCGUGAAGCCCUUGCAAAAGAUUGUAGUAGUCUUGAAUUCAAUCUUCAUCGUCUUCGCAUCUUACAACUAAAGCAGGAAAGAAGCACACUUGAGGCCAUUCAAUACACUCGAGCACACUUUGCACCAUUUGGAGAUAAGCAUUUACCAGAAAUUAAACGUUUGAUGACUGGUAUUAUUCAAUCGUCAAUCAGUGAAUCAAAAUACGUUGAUCUCUUAUCUCCCACACUGUGGGUGGAUAUUCGCCAAGAAUUCCAACAUGAUUUCUGUUCGUUAUUAAACAUGAGUGCCGAAAGUCCUCUAUUUGCAAGUGCUUUGGUUGGCACUACAGCUUUACCCAUUAUUCUCAAACUAUAUAAGAUCAUGAGCGCUCGCAAGACAGGUUGGAGUCAGCAAGACGAACUAGCUGUUGAAAUCCCGCUAGAAGAGGAGCUUAGAUUCCACUCUGUAUUUGCUUGUCCGGUGAGUAAGGAACAGGCAACAGAUGAAAAUCCACCAAUGAUGAUGCCUUGUGGCCACGUAAUUUGUAAAGAGAGUUUGGCGCGUCUCAGUCGAAGUAGCCGUUAUGGAAGAAAUGCAACACGCUUUAAAUGUCCUUACUGUCCGUCAGAAACUUCCGUCGAUCAGGCUAUUGAGGUCUACUUUUAA